UCCAAUUCCCUUCCCCAAUCCAGCAAGCACAACCAUGGCGGCCGCUGUCCUCCUCCUCCUCCUCCUACCGGCCCUCGCCGCCGCCCAGGCCCAGGCCCAGCAGAUGCGGACCUUCUCCGCCAACGACACCAAUUGGAGCCCCGCCGAGAGCAACCGCACCCUCGUCUCCAACAACGGGGACUUCGCCGCCGGAUUCCGGCCCUCCCCCUCCUCCCCAGCCAAGUUCUGGUUCGCCGUCUGGGUGAGCGCCAACGCCAACGAGUCCAGGCCGGUCGUCAUAUGGUACGCCCACAACGACGACCACUCCGCCGUGGAGGGCGACGCCAAUUCCGUGCUCUCCAUCGACGCGGCGGGGAAGCUGUCGUGGAGCGACAACGGCAACAGCACCACCCUUUGGUCCCGCAACUUCAACUCCACGAGUGCCCCUUUGUCUCUGAACGACUCGGGGAGCCUCGACCACGGCGCCUGGUCCAGCUUCGGGGAGCCGACGGACACGCUGAUGGCGUCGCAGGCCAUCCCCAGCAUUAGCAACGGCACCACCACCACCACCAGCAUCACCCUGCAGUCCCAGAACGGCAGAUUCCAGCUGUUCAACGCCCUCACCCUGCAGCACGGCUCCUCCGCCUACGCCAACAUCACCGGCAACACCGCCCUGCGCAACCUCACCGCCGACGGCACGCUGCAACUCGCUGGUGGCAAUCCCUCCCAGCUCAUCGCCUCCGACCAGGGCUCCACUCGCCGCCUGCGCCGCCUCACCCUCGACGACGACGGCAACCUGCGCCUCUACAGCCUGCAGUCCAAGAAAGGGCAGUGGCGGGUGGUAUGGCAGCUGGUGCAGGAGCUCUGCACCAUCCGGGGCGCCUGCCAAGGGGAGGCCAACAUCUGCGUCCCCCAAGGCGCCGACAACACCACCUGCGUCUGCCCGCCGGGGUACCGCCCGCAGGGCCUGGGCUGCGCCCCCAAGCUUAACUACAGCGGCAAGGGCAACGACGACAAGUUCGUGCGGAUGGAUUUCGUUUCCUUCUCCGGUGGCGCCGACACCGGAGUGUCCGUCCCCGGCAAGUACAUGACCAGCCUGACGCCGCAGAACCUGGCGGACUGCCAGAGCAAGUGCCGGGCCAACGCCUCUUGCGUGGCCUUCGGCUACAAGUUGGGCGGGGACCGGACGUGCCUGCACUACACGCGGCUGGUGGACGGCUAUUGGUCGCCGGCGACGGAGAUGUCGACCUACCUGCGGGUGGUGGAGUCGAACAACGACCCGAACAACUUCACGGGGAUGACGACGAUGAUCGACACGGUGUGCCCGGUGCGGCUGGCGCUGCCGGUGCCGCCGAAGCAGGGGCGGACGACGAUCCGGAACAUCGCCAUCAUCACGGCGCUGUUCGCGGUGGAGCUGCUGGCGGGGGUGCUGUCGUUCUGGGCGUUCCUGCGCAAGUACUCGCAGUACAGGGAGAUGGCGCGGACGCUGGGGCUGGAGUACCUCCCCGCCGGCGGGCCGCGGCGGUUCUCGUACGCGGAGCUGAAGGCGGCGACCAAGGAGUUCUCGGACUUGGUGGGGCGCGGGGCGUACGGGAAGGUGUACCGCGGGGAGCUGCCGGACCGGCGGGCGGUGGCAGUGAAGCAGCUGGACGGGGUGGGCGGGGGAGAGGCGGAGUUCUGGGCGGAGGUGACCAUCAUCGCGCGGAUGCACCACCUCAACCUGGUGCGGAUGUGGGGGUUCUGCGCGGACAAGGAGCAGAGGAUGCUGGUGUACGAGUAUGUGCCAAACGGAUCGCUGGACAAGUACCUGUUCGCUCCAGGCACCGGCACCCAAGGAGACGAAGAAGAGAGCAACAAGCGGCCUCUGCUUGACCUGCACACCCGCUACCGCAUCGCUCUGGGCGUGGCGCGCGCCAUCGCGUACCUUCACGAGGAGUGCCUCGAGUGGGUUCUGCACUGCGACAUCAAGCCUGAGAACAUCCUUCUGGAGGACGACUUCUGCCCCAAGGUGUCCGACUUCGGGCUGUCCAAGCUCACCAGCAAGAAGGAGAAGGUGACCAUGUCCCGCAUCCGUGGCACCCGCGGGUACAUGGCCCCCGAGUGGGUCAUCCACCGCGAGCCCAUCACCGCCAAGGCCGACGUCUACAGCUUCGGCAUGGUUCUGCUUGAGAUCGUCUCCGGCCGCCGCAACUACGGCUUCCGCCAGGACUCCGUCGGCAGCGAGGACUGGUACUUCCCCAAGUGGGCCUUCGAGAAGGUCUACGUCGAGCGCCGCAUCGACGACAUCAUCGACCCUCGCAUCGUCCAGGCCGAGGCCUACGACGACGACCCCGCCAGCCUCGCCACCGUCGAGCGCAUGGUCAAGACGGCCAUGUGGUGCCUUCAGGACCGCGCCGACAUGAGGCCCUCCAUGGGCAAGGUCGCCAAGAUGCUCGAGGGCACCGUCGAGAUCACCGAGCCCGUCAAGCCCACCAUCUUCUGCGUCCAGGACGACUGAUCUCUCCUAGGAGUACUCCACUUCUUGCCACGAGAGACACACAAAUUAUCUUUCUUAUUUAUUAUACUAGUACUAGUUCAGAUCAGAUCAGAGCAGAGCACUGCAUAUCCUGCGUUGUCUGAUUUGCCUGCUGGGCUCACGACAGCAACUGAGCAAGGCAAAUGUACAUGAUGAGUGGAUUACGCUUCAAAAUGAUACGCACCAUCAAAUUCGUCGGCAUC
This is a messenger RNA of Oryza sativa Japonica Group (Japanese rice), 2697 nucleotides long. RefSeq names its product G-type lectin S-receptor-like serine/threonine-protein kinase At1g34300. Gene Ontology annotation, biological process: recognition of pollen; protein phosphorylation. The record is from RefSeq and is a predicted model, not a curated record. Gene Ontology annotation, molecular function: protein serine/threonine kinase activity; ATP binding. NCBI's taxonomy places the organism in Eukaryota, Viridiplantae, Streptophyta, Magnoliopsida, Poales, Poaceae.